AAUCAACUCUCGGGCGCGAUCGCAGCCCGAGGAUGACGUCACCUGGCUCUUUCCUUCUUCAAACAAGUUGACGGGAAUCGUCAAGCGCCCACCCUGAAGUUCCCCUCCGGCGUGACGUCACCACGCCGGCCCCCCUCCCGGCGCGGCGACGGAAAGAAGGGGCGAGCGAGCGGGCUCGCGCACGUGACGGCGGGCUCGCGCGGGUGCGGAACGGACGCCGAGGAACAGGAGGAGAGAAGAAAAAGUGCCGACGACACUUUGCGUCUGGAACCAGCGACGGGCGUCCGAGAAAGCGAACAAGAAGAACAAGAAGAAGAAGAUGGACGCCUGGACAACUUUGUUGCUCUUGUCGCUCCACGUGACGGCAGCCAUCGCAGCGUGUCUGUUGGGACAAGGCCCGGAGUGCGCUCUGCUUCAGUCCAAAGACGACGACUCGGACUGGGAAGCGGGGCCGCCGCCGCCUCCUCGGCACGCCGACGCCUGGAUGCCGACAGGCUCGUCCCCCUUCGUGUUUGCCAACACCAGCGGUCGCGGCGGCGGCGGUCGACGCGCUCGCCUGCUGAUGUCGCCGCUCAAAGAGAACGACACGCACUGCAUCGCUUUCCUCUUCUACCAGGACGCCACGCUCAACGUCUACGUCAAAGAGAACGGCGGUCCCCUGGCGCUUCCCGUCUUCAACUCAUCGGCUCACGGGCGCCGCACGUGGAACGCCUUGGAACUGGCCGUGUCCACGUUCUGGCCGAACCUCUACCAGGUGGUCUUUGAGGCGGUUGGCGGUGGGUCCGCGGGGGGCGUGGCCAUCAAAGACCUAUCGCUGCAGGGACACCAGUGCACCAGCGCGCCUCACUUCCUGCACAUCAAAGGCGUGGAAGUCAAUGCGGGCCAGGCGGCCAUCUUUGCGUGCACGGUGAGCGGUCGCCCUCGCGACGACGUCCGCCUCCUCCUGCAGGGCGCGAGUGGGCGUUGCACCGUCGCCACGGAAACCAGGCCGGUGAACUCGCGGCGUUACGUGGCGACCUUUCACGUGGACAACACCACCAAAGAAGACUCCGGCCGCUACCGCUGCAUCGGCCGAUCGGGGCACGGAGUGGGCGUGUCCUCCUACGCCGACCUCACCGUCAAGCAGCCCCCCGUGCCCAUCGCCCCCCCUCAGCUGACGGCGGUGGGCGCCACCUACCUGUGGAUCCAACUCAACGCCAACUCCAUCAAUGGCGACGGUCCCAUCGUGGAGCGCGAGGUGGAGUACCGCACGGCGACGGGCAUGUUGAUCGACACGACGCCGGUGGACAAGGCCACGCACAAAAUCGGCCACCUGGACCCCGAUACCGAGUACCGCAUCAGCGUGCUGCUCACCCGGCCCCUGGAGGGCGGCACGGGAAACCCCGGGCCGCCGCUGCGCGCUCGCACCAAAUGCGCAGAGCCACUGCACGGUCCACGCGGCCUGCAGGUGGCGUCGGUGCGCUCCAAAGAAGUGACGCUACGCUGGGACUCUUUGGGCUACAGCGUGACACGCUGUCACCGCUACAAUUUGACGCUGCAGUACCGCCUCCGGCCCGCGGGGGCGGCAGAGGCCGAGGAGCGGCAAGAAGCGGCGUACGAGGCGCGGGGCGCGGCGCCGCAGCACGUCCUGCGCGACCUCACGCCCUUCACCAACGUCAGCAUCAAGCUUAUCCUCAGCAACCCCGAAGGACGCAAGGAGAGCGAGGAGCUGCUGGUGCUGACGGACGAGGACGUUCCCGGAGCGGUUCCGCUGGCGUCCAUCGGGGGCAGCGGCUACGAGCAGCGCAUCCGGCUCAGCUGGGCGCCGCCGCUGCAAACGUACGGACGGAUCCGCCACUACGAGGUCUCCUUCAAAGCCCUGAGCUCGUUCGACUCGGACGUGGACCUGAGCAAUCAGAGCGGGAAGGUCCUGAAGGCGGCCAACGAGACGGCUCACGUGUUCACCGGCCUCUUCCCGGGCUCCACUUACUCCUUCACGAUAAGAGCGGCCACCGCCAAAGGCUCGGGACCGCCCGCCGUCACGCAGUUCACCACCAAGAUCUCAGCUCCCGUCAUGCCCACGUACGAGCGACAGCCGCCGAUCAACCAGAGCGACGCCACCGUCAGCGUCCUGCUGCGGCCGGCGCGCGGCCGCGGCGCCCCAGUCAGCAAGUACCAGGUGGUGGUGGUGGAGGAGGAGCGCCCCCGCAGGCAGACGAGGGGCACCGCCGAAAUCUUGCGCUGCUAUCCCGUCCCCGUCCACUUCCUGAACGCCACGCAGCUCAACUCGCACUACUACUUUAGCGCCGAGCUAGCCGUCAGCCACAUCAACAAGCCCACGCCGUUUUGCGUCGGUGAUAACGACACAUAUGGAGGAUUCUGGAAUGUUCCUCUACUGCCUCACAAGAGUUACGCCAUCUACUACCAGGCAGUCAGCAGUGCUAACGGGGAGACAAAGAUUGACUGCGUCCGUGUGGCCACUAAAGCCGCGAUCAUCAGCACUCAGCUCAGCACGCCGCACGCCGCCCUGGGCUUCGGCCCCCGAGGCCCCGGCGCCGCCGGCGACAAGCGAUUAGCAGGCGCGGCCACCAAAAAGCCCGAAGCGGAUCACGAGAAAGAAUCGGACCACACGGUGAAGAUCGCCGGCGCCGCGGCCGGCGUCUUGCUCUUCAUCAUCAUCUUCCUCGGGCUGGUCCUCCUCAUGAAAAAACGGAAGUUGGCCAAGAAGAGGAAGGAAACGCUCAGCUCCAGACAGGAAAUGACUCUCAUGGUCAACAAUUCCCAGCACACAACAAUGGUGGAAGCGCACGCGCAAACUCUCAAUGGACACACAGUGUCAUCUGCGUCGUCCUUCACCAUGAAGACAAACAGCAGCACGAUUCCAAAGUGCUACUACGCAGACGCGUCGGUGCCGACUGCCAUUUUAGUUCCCAUUCAUGAUGAGCUGGGCAGCGAGACCGGCGGCCUGGUCCAGAACCACCUGAAGCAACGCGAGGCGGAGCGCGAGCCGCCCCCUUACCACCCCGACCCGGCCCAGAUGCACCCGGCCAUCCGCGUGGCCGACCUGCUGCAGCACAUCACGCAGAUGAAGUGCGCCGAGGGCUACGGCUUCAAGGAGGAGUACGAGAGUUUUUUGGAGGGUCAGUCGGCACCUUGGGACUCAGCCAAGAAGGACGAGAACCGAAUGAAAAAUCGCUACGGAAACAUCAUCGCCUACGACCAUUCUCGUGUGCGCCUGCAGCCUCAAGAUGGAGACAAGGGGUCAGACUACAUCAAUGCCAGCUAUGUCGACGGUUACCACCGGCCCAAGCGCUACAUCGCCACGCAAGGUCCCAUGCAGGAGACCGUGUAUGACUUUUGGCGAAUGGUGUGGCAGGAGAACACGGCUGCCAUCGUCAUGGUAACCAACCUGGUGGAGGUGGGGCGGGUGAAGUGUUGCAAGUACUGGCCCGACGACAGCGACAUCUUCGGCGACGUUUCCGUGACGCUGAUGGAGACGCAGCUGCUGUCGGAGUACGUCGUUCGAACCUUCGCGGUGGAGAAGAGGGGCGCGGCCGAGAUCCGGGAGAUCCGGCAGUUCCACUUCACGGGCUGGCCCGACCACGGCGUGCCGCCGCACGCCACCGGACUGCUGGGCUUCGUACGCCGCGUCAAGGCCAAGACGCCGCCUGCCGCCGGGCCCACCGUCGUGCACUGCAGCGCCGGCGCGGGCCGCACCGGCUGCUUCAUGGUGAUCGACAUCAUGCUGGACAUGGCCGAGCGCGAGGGCGUGGUCGACAUCUACAACUGCGUACGAGAGCUGCGGGCGCGACGGGUCAACAUGGUGCAGACCGAGGAGCAGUACGUUUUCAUCCACGACGCCAUCUUGGAGGCGUGUUUGUGUGGCGAUACGUCCGUCCCGGCCAAUCAGCUGCGUUCCGUCUGCUACGACAUGAACCGACUGGACCCGCAGACCAACUCCUGUCCCAUCAAGGAGGAAUUCCGGACGCUGAACAUGGUGACGCCGACGCUGCGCGUGGAGGACUGCAGCAUCGCCUUGCUGCCGCGCAACCACGACAAGAACCGCUGCAUGGACGUGCUCCCUCCCGACCGCUGCCUGCCCUUCCUCAUCACCAUGGACGGCGAGAGCUCCAACUACAUCAACGCCGCCCUCAUGGACAGCUACAAGCAGCCGUCGGCCUUCAUCGUCACGCAGCAUCCGCUGCCCAACACCGUCAAGGACUUCUGGCGCCUGGUGCUGGACUACCACUGCACCGCCAUCGUCAUGCUCAACGACGUGGACCCCGCGCAGCUGUGUCCUCAAUACUGGCCCGAGAACGGCGUCCAUCGUCUGGGCUCGCUGCAGGUGGAGUUCGUCUCGGCCGACCUGGAAGAGGACGUCAUCAGUCGCAUCUUCCGAAUCUACAACCACACCAGGCCCCAGGACGGCUACCGCGCGGUGCAGCAGUUCCAGUUCCUGGGCUGGCCGAGGUACCGGGACACGCCGGUCAGUAAGCGCUCCUUCCUCAAGCUGCUCUACCUGGUGGACAAGUGGCACGACGACGGCGGGGACGGACGCACGCUCGUGCACUGCCUGAACGGCGGCGGCCGCAGUGGCGUGUUCUGCAGUGUCAACAUUGUGUGCGACAUGUUACGACAGCAGCGAUCUCUUGAUGUUUUUCACGCUGUCAAAACGCUGAGAAACAACAAACCCAACAUGGUGGAACUUCUGGACCAAUACAAGUUUUGUUAUGAGGCGGCUCUGGAGUUUUUGUCCUCGGCGUAGCGGGAGAACAACACCGCUUCCCGCUGCCCUUCGUCAUCCUCAUCCUCACCCUUCUCUCGAUCAGCCUCCUCCAAUGGCCACGGUGCCGGCGGACACGAGCAGGAAGUCCAAAAGGAUGAGCGCAACUACUGGAAGUGGAGGACAUGUUUUUGCACUUCCCGUUUGAACGAUGUCACGCGCGUGUGUCUUUUGUGGACACAACUCGGCGGUUGGUAUCUUUGCAUCUGAGUGGAGCGUCCAUUCAAAGUUGAUGUGCCCGCUGGUCACGUGACGACGGCAAGAAGUCACCUUCAUCAUACACACACACACUGUUAUUUCUCCCGUUGUAUUUAAUCCCCUCCAAGAACUUGAACGUUGCGGACAUGCGUCUGUGCGUGAUGAGAGCACAGCGGCGAGUUGUGAGUUUUCAAAAUGCCAAAAGUGUUCCUCGUAUGAACGAUGAGUGUUGCUCUUGGAUUUGUGCCGGCGUUGUCCGAGACUGCGACUUGUGACAUUCGAUAUUUUGUAUAUAGAGGAGCGCAGCAAAGCCACUAUUUAUUCCUUCUUGUUGUCCUUAUGAAGCAUGCAGACACCGAUGGUGCUGAUGUUAAAUGUAUUUAUUGAAGAAUUGUAUUUGUCUUGUUUGGUUCCUAGCCUUCACAAAUAAAGACGUCAAGUUGUUGAAACGAGAA
This is a messenger RNA of Hippocampus zosterae (dwarf seahorse), 5415 nucleotides long. RefSeq names its product receptor-type tyrosine-protein phosphatase mu-like. Bases 320 to 4744 code for a protein of 1474 amino acids. Gene Ontology annotation, molecular function: protein tyrosine phosphatase activity; protein binding. Gene Ontology annotation, cellular component: membrane. The transcript is spliced from 37 exons. Gene Ontology annotation, biological process: protein dephosphorylation. The record is from RefSeq and is a predicted model, not a curated record. Lineage: Eukaryota; Metazoa; Chordata; Actinopteri; Syngnathiformes; Syngnathidae.